Molecule: messenger RNA, 557 nt
Organism: Laccaria bicolor S238N-H82
Lineage: Eukaryota; Fungi; Basidiomycota; Agaricomycetes; Agaricales; Hydnangiaceae
Exons: 6
Coding region: 73-489 (138 amino acids)
Biological process (GO): protein lipoylation; glycine decarboxylation via glycine cleavage system
Cellular component (GO): cytoplasm; glycine cleavage complex; mitochondrion
Source: RefSeq, a predicted model, not a curated record
CUCACAAUGCAGUCCAUCUUGAGAGCAACAACCCGUUCGCGGCACUCAAGCAUUCUCUUACGCCAGUCGUCUAUGUCCGGGGCUUGGGCUAGGCCACAGAAUUUGCGAACUCUCGUUACUAAAAGAUACACAAUCGAACACGAAGCCGUUACUUUCGAUGAUUCUACUGGCAUUGGCACUGUCUCAAUCACGGACCACGCCCAGUCUUCCCUCGGGGACGUUGUUUUUGUGGAGCUCCCCGCAUUGGGCACCGAGGUUAAACAAGGAGACCAAAUUGGUGCCGUGGAAAGCGUAAAAGCUGCUUCCGAUAUCUACGCACCUGUGUCGGGAACAAUCGAAGAAAUCAACGAGACGCUGUCGUCGGAACCUGGGUUGUUGAACAAAUCUCCAGAGGACAAAGGCUGGCUCUGCAAAAUCAAACUCCAUGAUCCUUCAGAGGUGGACAAACUCCUAACUGAAGAAAAAUAUCACGCCAGUUACGAGUCAUGAGAAAUAGAUCGGCAUUACAUAGUCCACAAGAAUGUGAAUGUGAACAGUGGAACAUCUUCCGGAAUCUU